UGCCAAGUAGGUUGUCCGGGCUGGCUGGCAGGCCAAGAGCUGGGAGGGGAUUUCCUUGGGCUCCCUCCCCUGGGGCCAGGCAGGUUAGGAACCUGUCUGGACAAUUUUAGAUUGGGGAGAGUUGGAGGAGUGUCUGGUAGGGCGGGAGCUUCAGGGCAGCAGGCAGCCCCUUGGCGCAGGACGCCUGGAACACGGGCACCAGUCUGUGCUGCCUGGGACACCCCUGCUUCAACCUCCCCAGGUUGUGUUCCCCAAAAGGAUGGUUGGAGAAUGCUCUGAUCUUGAGAGAUAGCAAGCAAAGAGAAAUCAGGUGGAGGGAGGACCCAGGACAAUGGCUGCUGCUCAUGAUCUGGAGAUGGAGAGUAUGAAUCUGAAUAUGGGGAGAGAGAGGAAAGAAGAGCUGGAAGAAGAGGAGAAAACGAGAGAGGACUGGAGAAGUAAAGAUUCUGCCAAGAAUAAAAAGGUCCACAGGUUUGUCUCCAAGUGGAUGCUUCCCGAAGAGUCCCGGAUAACAUACUUGGAGAGAGCCAACUGCUGCCCCCCACCGGUGUUCAUCAUCUCCAUCAGCCUGGCUGAACUGGCAGUGUUUGUUUAUUAUGCUGUAUGGAAGCCUCAGAAACAGUGGAUCACCCUCGACACUGGCAUCUUGGAGAGUCCCUUUAUCUACUGUCCCGACAAGAGGGAGGAAGUCUGGAGGUUUAUCUCAUACAUGCUGGUACAUGCUGGAGUUCAGCACAUCUUGGGGAAUCUUUUCAUGCAGCUCAUUUUGGGUAUUCCCUUGGAAAUGGUCCACAAAGGCCUCCGAGUGGGGCUAGUGUAUCUGGCAGGAGUGAUUGCAGGAUCCCUUGCCAGCUCCAUAUUUGACCCACUCAGAUCUCUUGUGGGUGCUUCAGGAGGCGUCUAUGCUCUGAUGGGAGGCUAUUUUAUGAAUGUUCUAGUGAAUUUUCGAGAAAUGAUUCCUGCCUUUGGAAUUUUCAGACUACUGAUCAUCAUCCUUAUAAUUCUGUCAGACAUGGGAUUUGCUCUCUACAGAAGGUUCUUUGCCCCUGCAAAUGGGUCUCCGGUGUCUUUUGCAGCUCACAUUGCUGGUGGAUUUGCUGGAAUGUCCAUAGGUUACACCGUGUUUAGCUGCUUUGAUAAAGCUCUCCUGAAAGACCCAAGGUUUUGGAUCGCAAUUGCUGCUUACCUGGCUUGUGUCUUGUUUGCUGUGUUUUUCAACAUUUUCUUAUCUCCAGCCAACUGAGCUGCCCCUAAAACAAGUCAAUUAAUAAAAAGAGCCACGUGGAGGGGAAAAAAUGGAAAACCUCUACGAAGAAACAGAGAAGACCUAGAAAAGUUUAAUAAUUUUAUAAAGAGGAAAAUACAGCACUCAACUGAUUAGUUGUAAGGACUGUUUACAAAAAGAACUUAGGAUGUAAAGAAGUAGCUUCCAAAUGUAAAGAGGAAGAUGAGAAGGAGAGAAAAGAGAAGGGCAGUAAAAACCAGAGAUUAGGUCUUCCUAGGCAUGGUACACAUGUAUGUAUCCCAUAAAAAAGACUUGGGUCUCCUUGGAGGAAAUAUACUUUGUAGAUUGCUUGAUAAAACCCUGAAUACUAUACUAUGCUGAUAAUAAAAACUUUUCAUACCA
Messenger RNA from Nycticebus coucang (slow loris), 1627 nucleotides. It is a transcript of the gene RHBDL2, whose product is annotated as rhomboid like 2. Gene Ontology annotation, molecular function: serine-type endopeptidase activity. NCBI's taxonomy places the organism in Eukaryota, Metazoa, Chordata, Mammalia, Primates, Lorisidae. Gene Ontology annotation, cellular component: membrane. The coding region runs from base 332 to 1243 and encodes 303 amino acids. The transcript is spliced from 9 exons. The record is from RefSeq and is a predicted model, not a curated record.